CCUUGAGAUGUUUCAGCCCAUUGAGCGCCGCGUCUGGGAUGCGCAAACUUCACCGGGGUUGGGGCGAGCCUCACGCAUCUUCUUCUUCUUCUUCUUCUUCAUUCCUCUAUCAACGUGCUCAAUGCAGAGCACAAAACAGUGCCGGACUUACCCGACAGUUUUCCGAGCGCCUCGUCUACAGCUGGCAGUACUGUAGUGAAGUCCUCCAGACAAGGAAAACUUUUGCUAUACGAAUUCUGCAGAUUACCUUGCUGAACUGCAGAAGGCAUCAAUGAUGAAGAGAAAUGAGAAAUACUGCACUUUGCCCGACAAAGAUAAAGGGGUGGACAUUAUUAAUAUCAAAGGAAUUGAAGACAUUGGAUAUGUUCAGUCGGAUUCCAUGAUUUUAAAUUCACUGGUUCCUCAACGAGAUUCCACAUACCAGCAAGGGCUGUACUUCAGUGAUGCAAAGAGAAGGAUCGAUUUUGUUCUUGCUUACCAUAUAAAAAAACAUGGCUCACGGAAGCAUGCUGGGCGCCAUGGCAACAAUGCAAUAUCAAGUAUCAAGGGGGGGCAGCAACUCCCUGGCAAAAAUACUGACCCCGAGAUUGGUGCACAUGACUUGACGGCGGACUACCAUGAGGACGACAAGAGGUUGCGGCGAGAGGAGUUUGAAGGAAGACUCAUGGAGACUGGCCUGGAACUGGAAAAAGAUGAAGAUUUCUGCACUGAUGCAGAUUGCGAAGCAGCCGGAGUAAAACAAGGCUGUCCGAAGAAGCAUGACCUGACUAAAACUCCGGGAAUAGGAUAUGUGAAAAUACACGCUCCCUGGCACGUACUCUGCCGUGAAGCAGAGUUCAUGAAACUCAAAAUGCCAACUAAAAAGGUGUAUGAAGUUAACCAAAGCAGUAAUUUUGUGGAGAAGAUUAACGCAUUUAUUUCAAAAGUAACGGAACCUCUUCAUCCCAAUGUGGACGGGGCUAAAGUGUCAAAUGUAAAGCACCUUUCAUAUCCAUUUUCCAGAGAAAAACAGCACUUGUUUGAUUUAACAGACAGAGAGUCCUUUUUUGAUAGCAAAACCAGAAGUACAAUUGUUUAUGAAAUAUUGAAGAGGAUAACUUGUACUAAAGCGAAAUACAGCAUGGGGAUUACCAGCCUUCUUGCCAAUGGUGUUUAUACUGCAGCUUAUCCCUUGCAUGAUGGUGACUGUGAAGGAGAUGAUGCAGAUCAAAAUGACAGAAAGGUCCUUUGGGAUGAAUGGGCAAGUUACAGUGUGUUUUACAAGUACCAGCCCAUUAAUCUUGUCAGGAAAUAUUUUGGUGAAAAAAUUGGUCUCUACUUUGCCUGGCUUGGAGUUUACACACAAAUGCUCAUUCCUGCAUCGGUGGUGGGGAUCAUUGUAUUUCUCUAUGGCUGUGCUACUGUUGAUGAUGACAUACCCAGCAUGGAGAUGUGUGAUGAAAGAAACAACAUCACAAUGUGUCCUCUGUGUGACAGAACCUGCAGCUACUGGAAACUUAGCACGGCUUGUGCGACAGCUCGUGCUAGCCACCUCUUUGACAACCCAGCAACGGUUUUCUUUUCCAUCUUCAUGGCAUUGUGGGCGGCAAUGUUCAUGGAGCAUUGGAAAAGAAGACAAAUGCGGCUCAAUUAUAAAUGGGAUCUGACAGGUUUUGAAGAGGAGGAGGAAGCAGUCAAGGCCCACCCAAGAGCAGAGUAUGAAGCCAGAGUGAUGCAGAAAUCCAUGAGAAAAGAGCACAAAGUGAAAAAGAAACAGCCGGAGGUAGUCGAGGAGAGAACAAACAAAUGGAAGCAAACUGUUCAAACUGCCAUGGCUGGGGUCAAGCUGACAGAAAAAGAAAAGCUUACCUGGAGAGACAGACUACCAGCAUAUACAACCAAUAUCGUGAUGAUUCUGUUUAUGAUUGGCCUUACUUUUGCAAUUGUGUUUGGAGUAAUACUCUACAGGAUAUCCACAGCCGCAGCACUUGCAAUGAGCCCAAAUCCUACCACCAGGUCUAAUGUAAGGGUCACUGUCACAGCUACGGCAGUUAUCAUCAAUCUGGUGGUCAUCCUUAUCCUAGAUGAAGUCUACGGCUCAAUUGCUAGAUGGCUGACAAUGAUUGAGGUUCCAAAGACAGACAAAAGCUUUGAGGAGCGACUGAUAUUCAAAGCAUUUAUUCUCAAGUUUGUGAACGCCUUCACACCUAUCAUUUAUGUGGCUUUCUUCAAAGGAAGGUUUGUUGGUCGUCCAGGGAAGUACGUCUACGCCUUUAAGUCCUUCCGAAUGGAAGAGUGUGCUCCUGGUGGCUGCCUUAUGGAACUCUGUAUUCAACUCAGUAUCAUCAUGCUGGGAAAACAGCUCAUCCAGAACAACCUGUUUGAGAUCGGCAUCCCCAAACUAAAGAAAUUGAUUAGGUACAUCAAGUCAAAGCGACAGUCGGCACAGGAGGAGGAGGAACGGGAAAAGAAACUCCAGCGUUACGAGACCGACUAUGAUUUGGAGCCAUUUGUAGGCCUUACUCCAGAGUACAUGGAAAUGAUGAUACAGUUUGGCUUUGUGACCCUCUUUGUCGCUUCAUUUCCACUGGCGCCUCUCUUUGCACUCCUUAACAACAUAAUUGAAAUCCGCUUGGAUGCCAAGAAGUUUGUAGGAGAGCUUAGAAGACCGGUAGCAGUGCGGGCCAAAGAUAUUGGUAUUUGGUACAAUAUCCUGAGAGGAGUAGGAAAACUGGCAGUCAUAAUAAAUGCAUUUGUGAUCUCGUUCACGUCUGACUUCAUCCCACGCCUUGUGUACUUGUAUAUGUACAGUCCAGAUGGCUCCAUGCAUGGCUUCAUCAACCAAACAUUGUCUUAUUUCAACGUCAGUGACUUCCAGACUGGAACCGAACCUUUGGAUCCUUUACAGCUGGGUUUCAAGGUUGACAUCUGCAGAUACAAAGACUACAGAGAACCUCCAUGGUCACCAGAUGACUAUGAAAUAACAAAACAAUUUUGGUCAGUCUUGGCAGCAAGACUUGCAUUUGUAAUUGUGUUCCAGAAUCUGGUGAUGUUCAUGAGUGACUUUGUGGACUGGAUGAUCCCAGAUAUUCCAAAGGAUAUAAGUGAGCAGAUCCACAAGGAGAAGGUCCUCAUGGUGGAACUCUUUAUGAAGGAAGAACAGGGAAAGCUUCAGAUGUUAGAAACCUUACUGGCAAAAACUAAAGAAGGCAAAGGCACGGAGAACUGUAACAACCACAGCCCCUACAGUCGACCUCGUAGCCAUAAAGGAAGCACAACAUCUUUGCAUUCACAAAAUGAUGAUGCAUAAACCGGGCAAAGUUCAACUUUGAGAACAAGAAAGACAAAGAUAACUUAAAACAUGUAUUUGUCUGUGCAUUCCAUAUUACAAGAGACUUGACAGAAGGACUUGACGGAGAAGAUGUCAGUUUAAGCGGUGUUUUCAGUCCUGUUACUUCGGCUAAGAGUGCCCAUCAUGGCUAUGAGAAGGACCACAUUCUGAACACAGCAAAGGCUUUUUUUGUGUGUGUGUUCCUCUGUAUUCAAAUUUUUCCUCUUUAUUUUGCACAAUUUCAAAUUCAUUGCAGGGAAAUUGAUUUUAGUCUACGGUUAGUGGAACUGCAGACAGUGAACGAUGAUUUGCUCUUCUUGUUCCACAUAUGUUUUUUCCUCUGUCUAGCUGUUAGAUUUCUGCUUCCAGCCAGCUAUAUUUUAAUUUUGAUUAUAUUUUCUUUUUUGCAAUCAUGCUUUAAGGGCAAUUGGCAUUGACUUGUGAUCUGUAAUUGUAGGACAUUUACAAGUGUAUCUGGAAUUUAGGGAGUAUUCUUUAACUGGUGAAUCUGAAAUAUUUUGUUCUUUAUAUUUUGGUACAUUUUUUAUUUUCUUUGAGUUCUAAAUAAUUCAUUUACUUUGUCAGGAAAUUAAUUUCCACUGAAGCAGACCACAUAUUCAUAGUCUGUAACCCAGUCAGGGAGACUUCAAUAUUCAGAUAUGGAUCUUAUUGCUUAGUUGUUUAGAAAAAUGUAAUUUUAUUCUGCGAUGAACAUAAUUGCUAAAACUGGGGCAUCUUUUACUCAAUCUGUGUUAUUUUUUUUUUUUUU
Polypterus senegalus (gray bichir) is the source of this 4079-nucleotide messenger RNA. It is a transcript of the gene ano1a, whose product is annotated as anoctamin 1, calcium activated chloride channel a. Bases 272 to 3289 code for a protein of 1005 amino acids. Gene Ontology annotation, molecular function: protein dimerization activity; chloride channel activity. The transcript is spliced from 28 exons. Lineage: Eukaryota; Metazoa; Chordata; Cladistia; Polypteriformes; Polypteridae. The record is from RefSeq and is a predicted model, not a curated record. Gene Ontology annotation, biological process: chloride transmembrane transport. Gene Ontology annotation, cellular component: plasma membrane.